CGAGUAUAAAUUACAUCACCAUCACCAUCUCUUGCACCACUCCGGCUGUUCCCGCUCCGAACCGGCUUGUUUACUGUCCAGUUGCUAAGCAGGCUUUUUGACAACUCGAUCCUUCAGGGCCCUUUCCCACUUGUUUCUUUUUCUAAUUCAUCCAUUGGGUUUUCAAUUCCAGCGCAUUCAAUCCCCAGCCAAAUCAACAAAAGCCGUUUAUUAAUUUCUUUUUCACAAAUCACCGCUUACGAAAACAAUGGUUCUCCCUCGCCCUCAGGCUAUGCGCACGGUUGUCCGCAUGCUCGGAUAUACUACACGCUCAACAGCUCGUCAGACGACAAGGCAAUUCGGAAGAAGGGGCGUUUCGACUGCUACUCACCAGGCUAGUAAGAGCAGUGAUCUUCCAUGGUUUCUAGGAUCAGUCGGACUGGGAGGCCCGACUAUCUUCUACCUCUAUCAGUCGGGUCCUGAAAAGUCGGCCCAUACCGAACACCACCACGCUGCUGAGCACACGGAAGAGGCUGAGGAGAAGGAGCCCGAGCCCGAGCCCGAGCAGCCAGCCCCGGCUGAGGAACCCAAGGCUGAGGAGAAGGAACCCGAAGCUGAAAAGCCAGAGGCCGCGGAGGAAAAGUCUGAAAAGAAGAAGGAACCUGAGGCAAAGGAGGAGCCUGCAGCCACUGAAGAGCCCAAGGCCGAGGAGAAGAAGGAGCCCGAAGCCGAGAAGCCAGCUGCCGAGGAAAAGCCGUCAUCUGAAUCGGAGCAGCCUGCGCCUCAGAAAGAAUCCGAAGGAUCCGAAAAGAAGGAGGAUUCCGAAAACACCGACAAGAGCGAAAAGACCGAGGGAGAGACUGAAAAGGCCGAAUAAGCUUCUAAGCUGCCUGGCGAAGUCGAAGGCAUGCAUGAUGCAUGAUGUAGGAUUCG
Aspergillus wentii DTO 134E9 is the source of this 912-nucleotide messenger RNA. RefSeq lists its product as uncharacterized. The record is from RefSeq and is a predicted model, not a curated record. The transcript has 3 exons. NCBI's taxonomy places the organism in Eukaryota, Fungi, Ascomycota, Eurotiomycetes, Eurotiales, Aspergillaceae. Bases 248 to 856 code for a protein of 202 amino acids.